CGCCACAGCAGAAAGGUUGCGUGUUAUAGUAAUCUUUGGCGCGCGGAAUAACAAUUGUGGUAGUGUGUGGAUGAGUUUAGUUGGAGUGAAGUUGUAAGGUUUAUAUGUAGUCAGGCAAGAGUGUUAACACCGAGAUUAAUUCUUGUCAAAUUGAAUGAAACUUGUGCCCGUUGCAUGUAAUGUUGAAGUUGCGAUGUGUUACGGUAUCGUACUCCCAUGAGAAAGUGAAUUUGCUGUUUUGUUUGUAACUCCUGAAUGUAUAGUCCGUUUACUGUUCACGGACUAAUAGAGAAGACAGCUCACGAGUGUCUUAGAAGCUGAUGAAGUCUCAGUUGACUACAUGACUAGAGUCUUCCUUCAAAAACUGAAAGUACAAAUAGCACAGUUUGUCUGAUGUCAUACAGGACAAUCUUUAUCAGAUACAUGUCAUUUUUCAUGUGAAGCUGAGUUAUGACAGCACAGAGUUCAAAGCAGAGGCCCAAAUUCUUGAAACCAGCUGAAAAUUGGUGGGAAGAGGACAAGUCUGAAAUUGAUCCAAAUAAUGCCACGACGUUUGUGUACAAUCCGUAUGUCUCAUUUUCAUUGGAACAGCAGCGUCAGCAGUUGCCAAUCUUCAGCAAUAGGAGCCAUAUAUUGUACCUGUUGGAAAAUUUCCAGACAUUAGUGCUUGUGGGUGAAACAGGCUGUGGCAAAAGUACUCAGGUUCCACAGUAUCUGGUGGAGGCAGGAUGGGCAGCCGACGGAAAAAUAGUGGGUGUGACAGAGCCAAGGCGUGUGGCUGCUACGACUUUAGCAAUGAGAGUUGCAGAUGAAAAGAACUGCAUGGUUGGUCAACUUGUUGGCUACAGCAUUCGCUUUGAUGAUCAUUUUGAUCCUGAACACACUAAAAUAAAAUACAUGACAGAAGGCAUCUUGCUCCGGGAAAUGAUGGCUGAUCCUCUCCUGAGAAAUUAUUGUGUUAUAAUGCUGGAUGAAGUUCAUGAGAGAACACUCUUCACUGAUAUUGUCAUGGGACUACUUAAAAAGAUUUUGAGAAAAAGGAAGAAUCUUAAGCUGAUUGUCACUUCAGCUACAGUUGAUGCUGAACAUCUUAAGAACUUUUUUAGCCAUUCACCCAGUAAUAAGGAUACUGCAGUUAUUAUGAGUGUUCAUGGAAGGUUGUACCCAGUCAGUGUCUAUUAUCUAAAAGAACCAGUCGCAGACUAUGUUCAAGGAGUUGUCGAUACAGUUAUAAAAAUCCAUGAAAAUGAACCAUUAGGAGACAUAUUGGCCUUCCUCACAGGCCAGGAAGAGGUGGAGAGAGCUGUGUCAGUUUUGAAAGAGCGUGCAGCUCAUCUUAAAUCUGACAAAGGUAAACUUCUUAUCCUGCCAAUGUAUGGCUCUCUACCUAAUGGUGAGCAAUUAAAAGUGUUUCGAUUUACUCCUCGAGGUAUGAGGAAGGUUGUAAUAUCAACUAAUAUAGCUGAGACAUCCGUAACAAUUCCAGGAAUUGUGUAUGUUGUGGACUGUGGUUUUGUGAAGUUGCGCUGGUUUAAUCCGGAGAACCAUGCAGACUCAUUGGUUGUCGUGCCAGUGUCACAGGCAUCAGCUGAGCAGCGGGCAGGCAGAGCAGGUCGAGUACGUGUAGGAAAAGUGUACAGGCUGUACACAGAAGAGGCCUUCAAAGAUCUUGUAGAAGCCACUCCACCAGAAAUGCAACGAACAGAUUUAUCGAUGGCAAUUCUGCAGUUGAAAGCUCUUGGAAUUGACAAUGUGCUACGAUUUAACUUUCCUUCCCCACCACCAGCUAAGAAUCUUCUUUCUGGUCUUGAAUUGUUGUAUGCUCUUGGAGCAUUAGACAGAGAUGGGCAGCUGACAAAACCACUUGGUGUAACAAUGGCAGAGUUUCCAAUUGAACCACUCUUUUCAAAAUGUUUAAUUAUUUCUGGUGAAUUUGGCUGCUCAGAGGAAAUGCUGUCAAUAAUUGCAAUGCUGCAGGUUCAAAACGUUUUUACCAAGCCUAGCAUUGGCCAGCUUGCAAUUAAGGCUCGCAUUGCAAAGAGAAAAUUUGAAGUUUCAGAAGGUGAUCUUUUGACAUACCUCAAUGUUUACAAUUCCUUCAUAAAGCAUGAGAUGUCUCGAGAAUGGUGCCAUACAAACUUUCUCAACUACAAAGGGCUGCGUAGAGCAUCUGAAAUUAGACAGCAAAUGAGCAAACUUCUACACCACUUCAAUAUUCCCAUUACAUCUUGUGAAGGUAACACAGAAGUGAUUUGUCGUUGCAUUACGGCAGGCCUCUUCCCAAAUGCUGUCUAUCUUCACUACUCUGGUGUUUAUAAGACUGUACGAGGGGACCAAGUCUUAAACAUACAUCCAACAUCUGUUAUAUAUACACUUGAGCAGCCUCAAUGGUUAUUAUAUUGUGAAAUUCUUUACACAAAUGAAGCAUACAUGAGAGAUCUGACUGUUAUUGAUCCUUCAUGGCUCGAAGAACUAGCUCCUCACUUCUACCAGAAAACAGUUGAUAAAGAUUACUAAUCAUUUUAAUGUCUGUCUGACUAAGUACUUAAUUUUGUAAGACUUCAAAGGCUCUGUGUUUGCAGUACAUGUGAUUAGAUCUUGUAAUGAAAGGUCUGUCUCUUUCUGCAUUAGUGGCUGGUAUGAAAUGAAAUUUUAUGUUACAUUAAAGCUGUCACCUUGACCAUGCUUGAACUGGGGAGUCCACCUAGUCUGCAGAAAUUAGAGGAGAGGUUCUUGGAAGCAUGUAAAAAUAAGAGAUUAAUAAAAGCAGAAUGACUUUUACAAUGUGUUCCUCAAGCUCCUGUGGACAGUUCAGGUAGCUAUCAAUGAAAAGCGGAAACCUGGAUUUGCUUGUGGUCUGGCAUACAAUGUAAUCUAUUACUAAGGAAGGAAUCUUGUGUAAAAACAAGUUCUCAUUGUUCAUGUCAUUAAAAUUUGUAUGUCAGUAAAUUGCUGUAAUAUGUGUGUUGGAGCAAUAGACAUAUCAGAUUCCAUUAUGUAAAUUGCAUUUAAAUUCGUAUGUGUGAGGUAUCUGAGUGAUUUACAACAAUAAUAUUUCAGACAAAUUAUAAAUGUAAGAAAAUUCCAAGGACAAGAAGACUGAAAUUAAAACAAUGGGUAUUUUAUUAUGAUUUGAACUGUAAAUUUAUUGUAACUACACAUAUUGCUACAACUUCAGAAAUUACAGGUUUGUUUGAAAUGCUGUGUCUGAUGCAGGAGAUAAAGACAUCCUAAGAGGGUGCUUUGAAAAGUUCUCGGAACAGAGUAGAAAAAAAGUACUUACAUCACUGAAACUUUUUUAUUUUUCAAUGUAGUCUCCUUGUAGAUUAAUGCACUUGGUCCAAUGGCGUUCCAGUGCCUUGAUCCCAACUCGAAAAUGAGUUUCCUCCAGGCCUGCAAAAUAGUUGUCAAUUCCUGCUAACAAUUGUUUGUUUGAAGUGACUCUUCAUCCACCAAGAAAAAUUUUCAGUUUUGGGAAGAGAUGGAAGUCUGACGGAGCCAUAUAAUGUGAAUAAGGUGGGUGUGGCAACAAUUCAUACCUGAGUUCAUGUAAUUUUGCCAGGGGGACGACACGUGUGUGGACGUGCAUUUUCUUGAUGGAAGAUGACUCUCUUCUUUGCUAAACGUGGCCUUUCUUUGCAUAUAUUUUGUUGCAAUUUGACCAGGAGGUUAGCAUAGUAUUCUCCAGUAAUUGUUUGCCCAGUGGGGAGAUAAUCUACAAACAGAAUCUCCUUCGCAUCCCAGAACAUUGAUACCAUGACCUUUCCUACCAAAGGCAAUGUCUUUGCUUUCUUUGGUAGUGGAGAAUCACCAUGUUUCCACUGCUCUGAGUGUUGUUUUGUCUCGGGUAUAGUAGUGCACCCAAGUUUCAUCUGUGGUCACAAACUGGCGCAAAAAAUCUUGUUCGUUUUUCCUAAAACGGGCCAAACAUUGUUCUGAUACAUCCAUUCUCAUGCAUUUGUGAUCCAGCUCAAGAGUCGUAGCACCUAUCUUGCAGAUAAUUUGUUCAUUUCUAAUUCUUCAGUUAAAAUGUGAUAUACAUUUCAGAUGGCAUCUGGCAAGCAUGAGCAAUUUCAGGCACUUUUAAUUGAUGAUCCUCCAUGAUGUUUUUGUGCACUUUUGCAAUGAUUUCUGGAGUAGGGACACGUCUUGGCCAACCACUGUGCAGGUCAUCAUCUAAGCUCUCCUGACCAAAUUUAAAUUCACUUUUCCACUUGGCAACAGGUGAAUAUGACGGAGCAGAGUCCCCCAGUGUAUUAUGGAAAUCAGCAUGAAUGUCCUUUGCUUUCAUACCUUUCCUUACGAAGAACUUAACCACUGCUCGAAUCUCAAUUUUUUCCAUCUUCGCAAAUCAGUAUGCGGGAACAACAACAAAGCCACAUCACCACCACAGCUCUUUUCCAAGAGGCAACAAUCCAAUGAGUAUCACGUGAACAACUCGUUGCGCUAGCACUGACCUCUCAUGGUGAUUCCGAGAACUUUUCACCACCCUUGUACCUUACAAGCUCAAAAUGAAAAGAGAAACAAAUAAAGUAUGGAAUUCUUUAAUGGUGAAUUCUUGACAUUCACUUAUAGCAAAUGCUAUAUCUCAUGCAAUAUUCUUUCAUGUUUUCCUAGAUAAAAAAAACUUUAAAGUUGUGCUAAACCUGAGUGAUGGGUCGAGCACCACAAUUCUUUAUGAGGCAAAGUUCCACUAUAGGUGAUAUCUCUUGCCUUCCUCUGACCUAGCCAGUUAUGAGUAAACUUACUGCAGAGCAUGGUAUUACCAGUUGUGUACAUUUAUUCCUCCAAGUGGCUUCAUUAUCCAGCAAAUAAAUUUCUGUGACACCCUACUUAUGCUCUCAGCUGCUAGAUGUCAUAGGUAUGAAUUCCUCUGAUUACCAUAGAAGGACAAAGCAUAUGCUCUGCCAGUGGUAUGAACCUCACUACUUUCAAGAUGUUUCACUUUGUUUUCGCUAGUUAAUAAUAUGUUUUGUGUGCUUACUUGGUGGCAAGGACACAGGAAGAAAUAGCGUUCCCAGUUAUAUCUGCAACAGUUUGCUGCACAAGGUUAAUAACAACACAGUGUAAGGUGCUCUUUCCAAUCUGGUCUUGACCUGGCAUGGAGAUGUGGCUAGCACAUGGCAGGCACCAGGUGAUGCGUGUGAGGCUGCGACAGAUUCCCGGUGAUUGACACUGGCGUGAGAGAGAUGCAUCUGGCGCCCAGUGAGACUGGCAGCAUCAGUAGCCCUUGGCCUUAGUACAGCCUGUAAAGGCAGGCUGACUGAUAUGCAUGUAGCCAGUGACACCAUGGAUGGUGCGUGCAGAUAGGAGGCGUUUUCAGAAAGUAAGUUUACCAGAUUUUUAUAUUUUUUUUUUAGAAAAAAAUUUAUUUGAAAAAGAUUACAGAAUAUUGUUGAUACACUUGUUGCCUAUUUUUCCACAUAAUCACCAUGUGGUUUGUAAUCUUAUCCUCCCACACAUCACUAUUAAAGUUCUCAUUCUUUGCACAAAUUUUGAAAACUUCGAGAGGAGUAAGAUUACGUAAGAAGAACCUUUUUUACUUAUCUUGAUUAUCUCGUUGUUGUUGCUGUUGGUGGUGGUGGUGGCUCAGAAUCUUGUUGUGUCUAGGAGUACAUUCUUGUUGCUGAAAAUUCUGAUUUGACCUUACAGGUUCUUGUUGCACUAAAUAAAUGAUGAAGAUUUGCCUGUUGCUGUAAAUACCUUUUAUUUUAUCCCAUUCUUCUAUACCACACUGUCUUCACAAUCUCAAUUUUUGUCACACCACAAAUUACAUUAUUAGAGGCAAGAUUAUCAAAAUACGUGCGUUUCCAUCAGAUGCAUGCCCGCAACUCAUUACAUUCUGCGGUGUUCAAAUUA
Schistocerca nitens (vagrant locust) is the source of this 5859-nucleotide messenger RNA. Its product is annotated as probable ATP-dependent RNA helicase DHX35. Gene Ontology annotation, molecular function: RNA binding. The transcript has 14 exons. The coding region runs from base 451 to 2517 and encodes 688 amino acids. The record is from RefSeq and is a predicted model, not a curated record. Lineage: Eukaryota; Metazoa; Arthropoda; Insecta; Orthoptera; Acrididae. Gene Ontology annotation, cellular component: intracellular anatomical structure; catalytic step 2 spliceosome.